Messenger RNA from Budorcas taxicolor (takin), 5259 nucleotides. RefSeq lists its product as uncharacterized. Gene Ontology annotation, molecular function: nucleic acid binding; aspartic-type endopeptidase activity; RNA-DNA hybrid ribonuclease activity. The record is from RefSeq and is a predicted model, not a curated record. Gene Ontology annotation, biological process: DNA integration; proteolysis. Lineage: Eukaryota; Metazoa; Chordata; Mammalia; Artiodactyla; Bovidae.
AUGGCAGGCACGCCUGUGGGCUGGGAGGGCCAAGGGGCACCCCAGGCAGGGGACACGCCCAAGGGCUCCAAGGACCCGGCAAGUUGUCAGCACGAAGGCUUCCUGGCUCCCUGUCAGGGCGGAGCCGCUGAGGGCCAGGCCAGGCACGGCGCUGCCUCUGUGUCCUCGCUGGUAGCAGGGCCGGUGACCCCAGCCUCAGUGGGAUCCAUCCAGCACCGUCUGGUCCACCAGCUCACCACUGAGGCAGGGGGUGUGGGGACAGAAGCCCCUGGCUCAGUAAGGAGCCGCCAGGAGUUUGCCAGGAGGGCUGCCCUGAGGGCCUCCACCCAGGAGUCUCAAAGCCGCAGCCAUGGGAAGGCGGCCGGGCGCGUCCAGGGUCAGCCGGGGGCCGCGGGCCCGCAGGCUCGCAGCUGGCUGUCUCAGCGGGGCCUCAUCCCGGCCACGCGCGCCUCAGGGUCUUCCCCGGGAUUUGGGAACGGCCGCAGGACCUGCCCGCAGCGCGGCAGGGGUGGCUCGUCGACCUCGGGAGUGUCCGCCGCGGAACCUGCGCCUGACACAGAGCGGGCGCUCAAAGCGCAGCGCGUCGGUCCCGCUCCCUGGGGCUCUUUCCCGGCCCUGCGAGCACCUUCCUCCACAGAGGCGCGUCUGUCCCGGCGGCGGCCCCUAGGGGGCGCGCGCGGCCGAGCGCCCCGCGCGUCCGGCCCGCGGCCGCCAGGGGGCAGCACGUCCCGAGAGGCGACUGCGGGCGCGGCGGCCCCUUCCGGCCGCGCAGGCCCCGAGAGACGCUGUAGGACCGGAAACCGCGCCUUUGCGCGGGCGGGGCGUGCGGAGCCGGGGCUCAGAAGACGGGAAGCCGAGAGCGGCCGUGUGUCCGGUGACGAGCAGAGGUUGGCGGGGACCUCAGGCCGGCGCCCGGCCUCGUGCGAAUCCGGAGAAACCGCAGGCGCAGGGGGCGGCGGGCCGGGCCGCGGGGGCGGGGAGGGCGCAGGGCCGGCGGAGGCCCUGUCUCCGGCCUGCCGGCGCCUCGGAUUUGGACGGGACCCCGCAGUGCCCCUCCGAGGGCCUGGCCGAAAGCACGGAGAGCUUCCGUGUGGACGGAUGUUGGGGGCAGCAUCAUUCCAUAAGCAAAACGUGGUGUAUGAUGAGAGCGACUGUCGCUCGCUUCUGCCACCUGCUACCGUGGGGAUGAGCCUCACAACCUGCGAGUCUCCUGAGGCCCAGUCUCCCGCCUCGCUCGGAGGGAAGCCCCAGUCUCCGCACCCGGCCCACCUGGACCCAGAUCCGCUCACGCCCCGGACGGCGACCACUGCCCUCGAGGCCUGUGUGGGCAAAGCCCCCAUCCAACGUGGGCUUGCGCUGCCCGCGAGGCAGCCUCCCAGCGUCUACCGCUGGGCACCCGUCACGGGACACGGGAGGAUGCAGGCCUCUCACUGCGUCACCACCGAGCCCCCGGCUUCCCCGCGGGAAGCCGGCGCAGGCGCACUGGGGCCGCGCGCGGAGACCUGGGAGCCGCCCGGAGCGCGGCGGCCGGAGGCCCGGGCCCAACGGCCAACGCGGCCGCGCGGGAACUCGCGCGCCAGGCCCCGCCCGCGGUUUGAACCUGAGGCCCCGCCCCCGCGCCCGGCCAAUCAGCAGGCGGGGCGGCAGGCCUCACGGCGACUCUUUGCGGGCGCGGCGCGGCCCCGCCCUCCGGCCCCGCCCCUCCGGCCGCCCCUCCCUCGGCGGCGGGCGGCGGCGCGGGCGGCGCGGAAGCUGGCGGCCAGGGUGACCCUAAAAGUGGAGGGGACCCCAACUGACUUCCUUGUCGACACGGGGGCUCAAUAUUCGGUUUUGCUAGAGCCCCAGGGAAAACUGGCCGGAAAGACCUCUUGGGUGCAGGGGCCUACCGGAAUGAAACAAUACCAAUGGACUCCCCGAAGAUCAGUGGACUUGGGUGCGGGCCGGGUAUCCCACUCUUUCACGGUCAUUCCGGAAUGCCCCUCCCCGCUGUUAGGACGAGACCUGUUAGCCAAAAUGGGGGCCCAGAUUCAUUUCCUCCCGGGAGAAACUAAAAUACUCGACCAGACGGGCAACCUGAUCCAAGUACUGACCAUCCAAUUAGAAGAUGAAUAUCGGUUACACCAGAAACCUACACUGCCCCCGGUGGACAUUCAGAAAUGGUUAGAUAAAUUCCCUGAUGCUUGGGCCGACGGGGGAACCGGCUUUGCCGGGCACCGCCCUCCUAUAUAUAUAGAUCUCAAGCCAGGGGCCGACCCUGUCCGGGUCCAACAAUACCCCAUGACCCUGGAGGCCCGACGGGAUCACCCCCCCCAUAUCCACAGACUCCUGGCCCAGAAGAUCUUGAGACCCUGCCAGUUGGCCUGGAAUACCCCCCUCCUCCCCGUCAAAAAACCCAAUUCUCAUGACUUUUGGCCGGAACAGGACCUACGAGAAGUGAACCGCAGAGUUUUAGAUAUUCACCGCACUGUGCCGAACCCAUACAGCCUCCUGAGCUCACUCCCACCAGGCCAACACUGGUAUACGGUCCUAGAUUUAAAAGACGCUUUCUUCAGCCUUCCCCUGGCACCCAGAAGCCAGGAUCUUUUUGUCUUUGAAUGGUCCGACCCAGAAGAGGGAAUUAACGGACAGCUGACCUGGACCCGGCUGCCACAGGGAUUCAAGAAUUCCCCCACCAUCUUGGACGAGGCCCUUCAUGAGGACCUGGGUGAGUUCAGACAACAACACUCCCAGCUAACCUUGUUACAAUAUGUAGAUGACCUCUUGAUUGCAGCCAAGGAUCAACAGACCUGCCUCACGGGCGCCCAAGAACUGCUGCAGACCCGUGGAGAAUUAGGACACCGAGUAGCCAAAGAGGCUCAGAUACGCCGACCGGAGGUCACCUACCUGGGCUAUGUACUGAAAGAGGGGCAGAGGUGGCUGUUGGGGGCACGAAAGGAGACAGUACUCAAAACCCCUACCCCAGAUUCACCUCGAAAGGUGAGAGAAUUUUUGGGGUCUGCUAGCUUCUGCCGCCUUUGGAUCCCUAAUUAUGUGAAACUGGGUAAACCUUUAUAUGAAGCCACAAAGGGUACCACCCCUUUCAGCUGGACGGAACAGAUGGAGACGGCUUUCAAGACUAUUGAAACGGCCCUGCUGUCAGCCCCUGCCCUAGGGUUGCCUGACGUUACAAAACCCUUUCUCCUGUACGUAGAUGAAAACGGAGUGGCAAAAGGGAUGCUGAUGCAGCAUCUGGGACCUUGGACGCGGCCGGUGGCUGGCUUGUCUAAACGCCUAGACCCCGCGGCGUCAGGCUGGCCCCCAUGCCUCCGCAUGAUUGCAGCAGGGGCCCUAACGGUCAGGGAUGCAGAUAAACUGACCCUGGGGCAAGAAUUGCAGAUCACUGCCCCCCACGCCAUUGAGGGCGUCCUGAAACAACCCCCAGAUAGGUGGAUCAGCAACGCUCGGCUGACCCACUACCAGGGACUGCUGCUAAACCCCUCCAGAGUCAUCUUUCUGCAGCCUACUGCUCUCAAUCCGGCUACACUGCUUCCUAACCCGAAUUUAGAAGCCCCAGUCCACGACUGCAGCGACACACUAGCCCAGGUACAUGGAACGCGAGAGGCCUUGCAAGAUCGCCCUCUAGCGGAUGCUGAAGUUACCUGGUAAAGGGAUGGGAACAGUUUUGUCCGAGAUGGACUCAGGUAUGCAGGGGCCACCGUAACCGCUGAGACCCAAAUCAUAUGGGCAGAAGCAUUACCCCCGGGCACCUCGGCUCAAAAGGCUGAACUAAUCGCCCUAACCAAAGCUCUCCAGUUGGGAGAGAACAAGAAACUUAACAUCGUCACUGGUAGCCAAUAUGCCUUUGCUACCGCCCAUAUGCACGGAGCCAUUUACAGAGAGAGGGGCCUCCUCACGGCUGAGGGUAAGACGAUCAAAAAUGAAGAAAUAAAGGCCCUCCUCUCAGCAUUAUGGCUUCCUAAAAAACUAGCCAUAAUACGUUGCCUGGGACACCAGAGGUCGGACACUCUGACCUCAAAGGGAAACAACUUGGCAGAUAAGGCAGCCCGAGAUGUUGCCCAGGGCACAGUAAUCAAAGCCACCCUACAGCUGCCCGACCCUGGAAGCCCUGUGUUGCCAGCUCUGCCCGACUGCUCACCCAGAGACUCAGAUUGGAUAAAAAGUUUGCCCGUGACCCAACAACUGACCGGGUGGUGGCGGGCAGCGGAUAGCUCCCUGAUCCUCCCGGAAGAGCUGGGAAAACAAGUAAUAUUGAAGAUGCACCGCGCCACUCACCUGGGGACCUGCAAGAUGCAGAACUUGAUUAGACAUGCCAGACUUACCAUGAGAGACGUCAGAACCACAAUAGAAAACAUCGUGUCAGCAUGCAAGGCCUGCCAGCUCACCCACGCUACCCGCCACCCAGCCAACCCCGGAUCUACAGAGCGCGGAAGUCGACCUGGAGCCGACUGGGAGGUGGACUUCACGGAGGUGAAACUGGGUAGAUACGGAUACAAAUAUCUACUGGUAUUCAUAGACACCUUCUCACGGUGGGUAGAAGCUUUCCCCACCAAAAGAGAAACAGCACAGGUGGUGGCCAAAAAGUUGAUCGAAGACAUCUUGCCGCGGUUUGGGUUUCCUGCACAGGUGGGGUCGGACAGUGGGCCAGCCUUUGUAUCUCAGGUAAGCCAGGGAGUAGCUAAGGCUUUGGGGGCUAGAUGGAAGUUGCAUUGCGCUUACAGGCCCCGGAGCUCAGGACAGGUAGAAAGGAUGAAUAGGACACUCAAAGAAACAUUAACAAAACUAGUUGCUGAGACUGGCGGGGACGGGGUGGCUCUCCUCCCCUUUGCCCUCUACCGGGUGCGGCACUCCCCCUACCAACUGGGACUUACCCCCUUCGAGAUUACGUAUGGAAUAGCUCCCCCAAUGAUCAAAAGCUACUCUUGUCUCCGGUCCUUGCAGUUCUCCCGCAGGGACACGUGGAGGAGACUCAAGGCUCUGCGUGAGUCAGGCCCGCCACCCGAACCCCACCGCUGCCGGCCAGGAGACGGGGCGUUCGUGCGCUGCCAUCGCCAAGAGACCCUAGAGCCCAGAUGGAAAGGACCCUUCCUAGUUGUCUUGACGACACCCACCACACUCAAGGUUGACGGCAUAUCCACUUGGGUUCACUACACCCACGUAUGGCCUGCAGGCCUGUUUGCCUUGAGAGAAGAGUUCCUUCCCCAAUGGAAGGCCAAGCUGGACAAGACAAAUCCCCUCAAGUUCAAGCUACGAAGGCAAUAA